AUGGGACAUGGGGUGUCUGCACACUUCGCAGAAAAUCGUCAAAAAGAUUCCAGCACUUUGAAAGCUAAAGCAAUAGAGCAGGUUAGAUCACUUAUAAGAGGAGAGGAUCUGCAGGCGGGGGAUCGCUGGACCGGCUUGGAAGAAGAAAAAGAAAAAGUCCAAGCUGAGAUCGAUGCAGUCAUUGGACGUGAUCGACCUCCAUCACUGACUGACAAGGCUCAAAUGCCCUUCACUGAAGCCACAAUCAUGGAGGUGCAGAGAAUGACUGUUGUUGUCCCUCUGUCUGUCCCCCACAUGGCCUCUGACACCACAGUAUUUCAGGGAUACACUAUUCCCAAGGGCAGUGUGGUGCUGGCUAAUCUGUGGGCUGUACACAGGGACCCAAAGGUGUGGGAAAAGCCCAAUGAUUUUAAUCCCAGCCGCUUUUUAGAUGAACAUGGACAAAUCCUUAAAAAAGAAGCAUUUAUUCCAUUUGGCAUUGGUCGACGUGUCUGCAUGGGAGAACAGCUGGCCAAAAUGGAAUUGUUCUUGAUGUUUGUGAACCUUAUGCAAAUGUAUAAAUUUAACUUCGCUGAUGAAACAUUUAAGCCAAUGUUGGAAGGACGGUUUGGUCUCACACUUGCUCCGUAUCCGUUUGAAAUUAAAAUUACAAGCAGAUAGAACACACCAAUUACUGAGCAUCAUUAUUCACUCUCUACAAUAUUAAAAGCAUUUAAUAUAGUGUUUUGAAAAAGUCUUUUGUUUUUAGGUUGAUAACAAACUGAAUUACAUAAACGUUCUUUAACCUUGA
This is a messenger RNA of Bombina bombina (fire-bellied toad), 790 nucleotides long. Its product is annotated as cytochrome P450 2U1-like. The record is from RefSeq and is a predicted model, not a curated record. NCBI's taxonomy places the organism in Eukaryota, Metazoa, Chordata, Amphibia, Anura, Bombinatoridae. The transcript is spliced from 5 exons. Gene Ontology annotation, biological process: xenobiotic metabolic process. Gene Ontology annotation, cellular component: intracellular membrane-bounded organelle; cytoplasm. The coding region runs from base 1 to 660 and encodes 219 amino acids. Gene Ontology annotation, molecular function: oxidoreductase activity, acting on paired donors, with incorporation or reduction of molecular oxygen, reduced flavin or flavoprotein as one donor, and incorporation of one atom of oxygen; iron ion binding; heme binding.